Molecule: messenger RNA, 534 nt
Organism: Balaenoptera musculus (blue whale)
Lineage: Eukaryota; Metazoa; Chordata; Mammalia; Artiodactyla; Balaenopteridae
Gene: QRFP
Product: pyroglutamylated RFamide peptide
Molecular function (GO): orexigenic neuropeptide QRFP receptor binding
Source: RefSeq, a predicted model, not a curated record
GCACCCAGGGGGCCUGUAUAAGGCAGGGAGAACCCGGAGCCACACCUCCUGGACGGGAACCCAGAGCAGCUCUGCCCAGCCCGGCCCAGGGUCCAGCUGCCCUCCUGGGAGCAGGCCUGCAGCAUGAUGAUGAGCCCUUACUCACUGCCCUACCUCCUCUUCCUGCCGCUGGGUGCCUGCUUUCCUGUGCUGGACACAGCAGAGCCCGUGGACGCUGUGGGUGGCAUCGGAGGUGAAAUGAGCCGGGUCGACCUGGCGGGGGGACGUCACUUCCCCUGGGGCUCCCCUGGGUGGCCGAGAGCGCCACACCCACACGCCCUGCUCGGCAUGGCCAAGGAGCUGCAGACAUUGGGCAGAGUGUGUGCCGGCUUCAAGUUGAGGCUCGGGAGGCAGCAGGACGAUGGCAGUGAGGCCACCGGCUUCCUUCUGGGUGACGGCGAGAAAGCUGGUGGCCUGUUAAGGACCCUGGCAGAGGAGCUCAACAGCUACAGCAGGAAGGAAGGCGGCUUCAGCUUCCGCUUCGGCCGGGGGUGA